Alexandromys fortis (reed vole) is the source of this 3259-nucleotide messenger RNA. It is a transcript of the gene Gnai3, whose product is annotated as G protein subunit alpha i3. Bases 136 to 1200 code for a protein of 354 amino acids. The transcript has 9 exons. Gene Ontology annotation, cellular component: heterotrimeric G-protein complex. The record is from RefSeq and is a predicted model, not a curated record. Gene Ontology annotation, molecular function: GTPase activity; GTP binding; G protein-coupled receptor binding. Gene Ontology annotation, biological process: adenylate cyclase-modulating G protein-coupled receptor signaling pathway. Lineage: Eukaryota; Metazoa; Chordata; Mammalia; Rodentia; Cricetidae.
AUCCGGUUCUUCCGGGCGCUAGGGGAGCUGACGGAGAAGGCCACCGCCCAGCAGACGACUCGUCUCAGCCGGUGGAGUCGUGGUUCCCGCGGUGUGUGAGUGAGCCCGGGCCCGGUCCCCUCUCCCGCCGCCGCCAUGGGCUGCACGUUGAGCGCCGAGGACAAGGCGGCGGUGGAGCGGAGCAGGAUGAUUGACCGCAACUUGCGGGAGGACGGGGAGAAAGCGGCCAAAGAAGUGAAGCUGCUGCUGCUCGGUGCUGGAGAAUCUGGUAAAAGUACCAUUGUGAAACAGAUGAAAAUCAUUCAUGAGGAUGGCUAUUCAGAGGACGAAUGUAAACAGUACAAAGUGGUUGUCUACAGCAAUACUAUUCAGUCCAUCAUUGCGAUCAUAAGAGCCAUGGGACGGUUAAAGAUUGAUUUUGGGGAAGCUGCCAGAGCAGAUGAUGCCAGACAGUUAUUUGUCUUAGCUGGCAGUGCUGAAGAAGGAGUCAUGACUUCAGAACUCGCAGGCGUGAUUAAACGGCUAUGGCGAGAUGGUGGGGUGCAGGCUUGUUUCAGCAGAUCCAGAGAAUAUCAGCUCAAUGAUUCUGCCUCAUAUUACCUAAAUGAUUUGGAUAGAAUAUCCCAGACCAACUACAUUCCAACUCAACAAGAUGUUCUUCGGACAAGAGUGAAGACUACAGGCAUUGUGGAGACACACUUCACCUUCAAGGAGCUGUACUUCAAAAUGUUUGAUGUAGGCGGCCAAAGAUCAGAACGGAAAAUGUGGAUUCACUGUUUCGAGGGAGUGACAGCAAUUAUCUUCUGUGUGGCCCUCAGUGACUAUGACCUUGUUCUGGCCGAGGAUGAGGAAAUGAACCGGAUGCAUGAAAGCAUGAAACUGUUCGACAGCAUUUGUAACAACAAGUGGUUUACAGACACGUCAAUCAUCCUCUUUCUUAAUAAGAAAGACCUUUUUGAGGAAAAAAUAAAGAGGAGCCCAUUAACAAUCUGUUACCCAGAAUACACAGGCUCCAAUACAUACGAAGAGGCAGCUGCUUACAUUCAGUGCCAGUUCGAAGAUCUGAACCGAAGAAAAGAUACCAAGGAGAUCUACACUCACUUCACCUGUGCCACAGACACCAAAAAUGUGCAGUUUGUGUUUGAUGCUGUUACAGAUGUCAUCAUUAAAAACAACUUAAAGGAAUGUGGACUUUAUUGAGGAGACGGGAUCAGUGACAGUUACUGCAAUGAGGAGUGUUGAGAUCCGACACCACCUGCUGUCUCUUGGGUCAGCUGCAAGCAUGACGGGACCAGGGAAUGGCAGCAGCAUGCAGAAUCUUAGCACUCUUUAGCACAAUCUUCUGUAUUAGGGAAUGUUUAGUUGGCAUGAGGCGUUCGCGUCAGACAUUGGAAUUGGAACAGCUGUAAAGUGUGGCUGGCUCAUCGAGGCAUCGCUCGGAUUUUCUAAUCUCAAAUGUUUAGGGUGUGUUGACGUCAAGGUGCUGCAUUCCAGAACUUAAAUAUGUAGCUUACUUUUUUCCUUCUUAACAAAUCACCAGUAGUUAGUUUCUAAGAUUUUUCUCAUCAAGAGAAGAAAAACUAAAAAAAAAAAAAAAAAAAAAAAAAUCUUACUAGUUUGCAAAAGAAUCUUCUGAGAACUGUCUUAACUAUGCACAUGAUGUGACCAGACAUCUUGAAAAUAUUCCUCUUAGUAGGAGCUGUUUGUUUUUACCUCUUGGAACAGUCAGGCGUAAUAUUUCCAUAAUUAAAAUUUUUUUCCUGGUUAUCGGGACUACGUUACUACAGCUUUUCUGAAUGAAAUUCGUGUUGCCGUCAUGUUUAAAGUGCCAUGGUGGCUUCCAACCAGCAGUUAAAUUGGAAAGCUCUACAGUUUGCUCCUAGCACUCAUUUCUUAAGUUGUGGUUGAAAGUUAGCCUUGUUUAUGCUGGUUACCAAAUUUCUAGGUGAGUACUGACGUAAUAUGAUAUUAACUCCGCUUCUUGGAUACAGUCACACGCAGGAUAGCUGUCAGUUAGAGGUGCAGACUGCUAAAUUGAGAACCAAUGACUUGCUGCUACAGAUCUACUAAAGUGACCACUUGAUUCUUGCCUGUUUGUCUCCAUCAUGGAGAAUCUUGUAUGAGGUGCCCCUGUUUCCAUCUUCGUGGCCUUUUUUGUUGGGAGACAUCUAAGCUGUAUUAACAGUGCGUGCUUUUCCUGUGAAUGUGGUGCCAAACCCGUUUGCCGUUGUUUUUGCUGUAGCGGUGUUAAUUGUAGUGAUCCAUAGUCAGGCUGCUCUUUUUCUAAACUUGCCUUUGGGGGCUUUUUUCCACUUUGUCAUGUGUGCAGAUGUUAAUCUGUUACAGUUGGCAGCAGUAUUAAAAUGGUGAGUAAAGAGUCCAGGAUUACUCCUGCUUGUAACUAGUCCUUUCUGGAAACCGUCUUCUGUUUCCUUUUGCUCCUGCUGAGUAUGCUUUGGCCUUUGAGAGUGGGUUUCGGUAGAAUGGGGUCUCUGGAUUUGUGGUAGUGUUCUCAAAUCUAGGGCUGAGGGUGUGAUGUCCAGUCUGUGUACAAGGGUGUGAGUCAUAGUCCGGCUUCCUGGUGUACAUUCUUCUUGUGCUGAGAGUGACGGUCCUUUUGUACAGUGUAUAGCAACUGUCACUGAACACUGAGUGACCUCUGAGGUUGGCAAAGAGUGCAUUUGAGCAUUUCAGAUCAGUCGUUUGAGCAGUGCCUUUUGAGGGCCAGUCUUUUUAGAUUGGACCCGGUUCAUCUUUUGAUGACACCUCCUACUCAUUUAAAAGGUUGGUGGUCAGAACUGCUUCGGAGAGCAAGCCACAGUGACCAGUGCCUUUGCCAGCAGCUUUUAAAAUUUUUAAUUCUCACGGGGAAAUCAUUCUUGUGCAGACAGUAUAACUAUUAUCUGACAUGCAUUUCUUUAGGUCUAGGAAAAUAUUGUCUGAAAGAAAGGAAAGUAUUGAUUUUAAUCAGCAAUUGACCUAAUUCCCAAGUGUAGGGGUUCCUAAGUCCUACUCUGAACUUGUCUUUCCUUUGCUGUAUUCUGUAAUAUAAAAUAUCUGGGAACAAGAACUAGUGAAAUGUUGUUUUCAUGACUUUUCUAUACUUUGGGUUUAAUGAAAUGGUGUUGAUAAUUAAAAUAAUAGAUAAUCCAUGCUUAAUUUUACGUUAGAAUGCAUUUUGUAUUUUUCAUUUGAAUCUGUCUAUUUUUUAAACCUUUCUGUUAAUUAAAAAUAGAAGUUCUCCACUUCUUGGCCUCUA